Messenger RNA from Engraulis encrasicolus (European anchovy), 1331 nucleotides. Its product is annotated as torsin-1A-like. Gene Ontology annotation, biological process: protein localization to nucleus; nuclear membrane organization. Lineage: Eukaryota; Metazoa; Chordata; Actinopteri; Clupeiformes; Engraulidae. Gene Ontology annotation, molecular function: kinesin binding; ATP hydrolysis activity; ATP binding. The transcript has 5 exons. Gene Ontology annotation, cellular component: endoplasmic reticulum lumen; nuclear envelope. The record is from RefSeq and is a predicted model, not a curated record. The coding region runs from base 97 to 1071 and encodes 324 amino acids.
UCGUACAGUGUGAGCAGAAGCUGCGAUUGAGCGUAUGCCUGCCUUUAUAGGAGAUAUUGAACUCCGUAUCCUACUGCUAUGCAUUCUUUGCCUUGAAUGAAAAUGGGACUGACUUCAGAAAUGGCACACGUGUGCAGAAUCCUUCUACAUUGUGUUUUGAUAACGGGUUGCAUUGUGGAAGCCUUUGAUCCCAUGUCAGCAGUCAAUUGGAUUGGACAAAAGUUACAAUACGAAACUUGUGAUGACGGUUGGAUCAGAUUUGACUCAUCUAAACUGGAGCAGGCCUUGAAUAAGAAGCUCUUUGGGCAGCAUAUAGCAUCGCCUUUGGUCCUGAAAACAGUGACUGGAUACAUGAACAACCCGAACCCCAAGAAACCACUGGUGCUCUCUCUGCAUGGCUGGUCCGGCACAGCGAAGAACUUUGUGGGCCAGAUGAUUGCAGAGAGCAUCUACCACAAAGGCUUGGAGAGCAAAUUUGUACAUGUUCUCUCAGCCACUAAACACUUCCCCCACCAGAAUCAUCUAGAAACAUAUAUAGACUGGCUACAGAAGCGGGUGGAAAGCAGUGUCAGAAAGUGUCCUCAUUCUUUGUUUAUAUUUGAUGAGAUGGACAAAAUUCAAGCUGGCCUGAUUGACAGCAUCAAGCCAUGCCUGGACUACCACAACAAUCUGGAUGGGGUUUCUUAUAGAAAAGCCAUCUUCCUUUUCCUCAGUAAUUCAGGAGGGGAGAGGAUCAACGAGGAAGCCCUGGACUUCUGGAACAAGGGACGAGACCGAGAAGAGAUCCAGCUGGAGGAUUUGGAAGCAAAAGUCUCGCUCUGGAUUUUCAACACAAAGGGUGCUUUCUGGCAUGCCAGUUUCAUGGAUGAGCACCUGGUUGAUGCCUAUGUGCCUUUCCUUCCUUUGGAGUUCAAGCACGUGGUCCAGUGUGUCUUGGCCGAGAUGGAAUCCAGAGGUAUAGAGCCAGACCAGAAUGUGGCUGACCGCAUGGCACAAGCCAUGACCCAUGGGCGCAUUUAUGCCACACAAGGCUGCAAGACCAUCUCCAAUCGGCUGGAGUUCUACCUCUAAUACCCUCAGUGGAGGUGUUGACUGUAGAAAGUGACUUUGUUCUUAAGGGGAGGUUAUAUAUUGUCUUUCUUUUCAUGCUUUUUAAAAUAUUUUGAGGGGUCGUUAUGCCUUUAUUUUCAGGACAGUGUGAAAUGUGAAUGUAUGUACAGUAUGCAUUGUGUGUUUCUUUGAAUGCAAUGAAUAAUGAAGGUGCUUGAGAAAUGCUUUUGGCAAAUAAUCAGAUUCACUACCUAUCGUUUCACAACGAAGUAAGACUUGAA